AUGGGGAAAACCGAUGGUAUAGGUCAAUCCCAGGAAAUCAGCACCAAUGGACUAGUGGCCUUGGUCAAUUCUGGACUCAGCAAGAAUAUUUUGGCUGUGGUAGAAAAUAUUCACCCCACAGAUAUAGAGACUCUUGGUUCAUAUUUUGACAUCGAUCCGUUUUUCUUCUGUGGCCAUAUCGCAUCUUCAUACGAAGAUAUUGAAAAAACUCAUUCCCCACCGCUAUUAGCUCUGCCACCAUCUCGGCUUAUCUCUCGGGCAUUUGUCAACAUUCACUACCAAAAGGUGCUUGACUUAGGCGACGAGUCCGUCUUGGGCCCCACGUCAUACCAUCUCGCCUUAUCGGCGAACGUUCCUAGGAGAGUCAGACGCCUUCCCGUUUUAUCUGGCAUACUUCUUGUGGACCCUGCCUCUGAUAUCGUGGUACAUCCAGGAUGCAGUGAUUCACAGACUCUAGGGUCCAGAAUCACCCAAAUUCCACGUCGGAUUGGAGUCGAAGCUUUCUGUGAUCCGCCAACAUAUGCUAAACUCCUAGCCUCAAAUGCAGCGAGCUCAAAUUUCCAGGCUCUUAACCCGAACGACAACCUCCUAAGCUUCUUCCACGUCUUACCUCCCGGAUGGAAAGCAGGAAACCCCAGCAUGUUAUCCCUUGCUUACUACCCAAUCCAGGUAGUAAUACAAGAGUGGAUGCUAUAUGGGUUGCUGAUGGGGCGUUAUAUCAAGUACUAUGAGUACUCUUUCAAAACCGUGCCAUCGCGGUUAGAGCAGUUUGAAAAGCACGAUAUCAUAGACCUUCAUAGAUGGCGGCGCCGGAGCCUGCAGAGUCUUCACAAGUUACAGAUAAUGAGACUUUUGGUCGAACACUGGAUCCCAAAAGUUGAAGAUUCCAAGCAGAACGAGGCAAUGACAACAAAACCCAUCACGCAUGGAGAAUCGUCAACUUGGAAUCUGCUAAUAGCAGAUAUCAAGUACUGUGAAGAUCAAAUUGUGCAGCAUUCUCGCUCCCUCGAGGCAAUGAACCCCAUUAUUACCUCGCUGGUGCAACUCAUGGACUCCCACAAGUCGAUCUCGCAGGCGGAGGAUGUCCGGCGUUUGACGUACAUUGCCAUGGCUUUUAUUCCCUUGACGUUCAUAACCGGGAUCUUUAGUAUGAACGAGUCAUAUGGCCCUGGGAGUGACCGCUUCUGGGUAUACUGGGCGGUCGCCCUGCCAACCGCGGCGUUCAUUAUGGGGAUAUUAGCGUUAGAUGGUAGAUUUGCUGCCCUGGUCGUAUUGUGCGCAAAAAUACGAAAGAGAGUAGUAGGACCAUCCAACCCAGUUUAA
Molecule: messenger RNA, 1323 nt
Organism: Penicillium coprophilum
Lineage: Eukaryota; Fungi; Ascomycota; Eurotiomycetes; Eurotiales; Aspergillaceae
Exons: 2
Coding region: 1-1323 (440 amino acids)
Biological process (GO): metal ion transport; transmembrane transport
Cellular component (GO): membrane
Molecular function (GO): cobalt ion binding; magnesium ion binding; cobalt ion transmembrane transporter activity
Source: RefSeq, a predicted model, not a curated record